GAACCGGUCAGUCGUUGUUCAGCGCGUUUUCAGUGAACGUAUAAUCAAACGGUGGUUCAUUUUAAGUGGUGUGUCUCCUUCGUUGUUGCUGGUUUGUUUUUUUUUUAGUGUGCUUAUAUAUAGCAGCUAAUUUGAUUUGGUAUCGCGUACACCAUGUGUGAGUAGUAUUUUAAUGGAGAUGACAUCAUUACUAUUUCAAAAUAUCAUGGUUCAAGCUAUCGCGGUUCUAACUGUACUAAAAAUGUUGACAAACGCACAAACUACUUGUAAUCAAGGUAUAGGGCGUAUUGUUUAUGAAAGGCUUCCAGAUUACCAGCUACAAGGAUUCGAUGAUGAUGUGGUCCGCGAUACAGCACCUCCUUUUCGAGUAUUGGAGAAAUGCCAAGAGCUGUGUUUGCGAGAUCGAACCGCUGCCAACAAUCUAGUGAGAACUUGUACUUCAUUUGACUUUCAACCAGGUACCCGAAUAGCAUCGUUCGGGGGUACAGUGGAGUACGAAGAGUCCACGUGCUACUUAACCAGAGAACAAGCACACCCCGAAGGCAUAGGAGUUCUCGUGCAAGUGCCAAAUUCCGUGCACUACACCGAAGUUUGUCUUUCGUCCAGCCGAAUAGAAAGGGAAUGCGGAAAUAGACACUACGUUUUCGAAAGACAUCCUAGGAAAAAAUUGAAAAUGCCGCCUUCGGCCGAGUACAAAGAGGUGAUAGCGGCUAACCGGACAGAUUGCGAAGACAAAUGUCUCAACGAGUACACGUUUGUUUGUCGGUCAGCGUCGUACGACUCGACGGGAAAGACCUGUUGGUUAAGUCGGUUUACUAGAAGAUCAAAUCCGGAACUCUUGGAAGACGACCCCACGUCCGACUAUUUGGAAAACACCUGUUUGAGUGCGGACAAGCGAUGCGACGGCCAAGUGAUAUUUGUCAAGGAAGAAAACAAGAGGCUUGCUGGACCCUUCGAAGUGGACAUAUUUGCUAAUCUGUCUUUAGUCGAAUGUCAAGCGCAAUGUCUUCGGGCCGAAAAAUACUUUUGCCGAGCGAUAGAAUACGACGAGUUGUUAAGGAGAUGCAUCGUGUUCGAAGAGGACUCAAUGUCACAGAGGGACGAUUUGCGCGUUAACACCAACCCUACACCAUACGAUCUAUACGACGUCGUUUGCCUUGACGGCGCUGGCGACUUUGCUAAAGGUCCCGAAAAGGAGUUUUCGGACAACACGCCUUACCUGUUCGCCGACGGUGGACGACGACCGGACACGGCGUUCCAACGGUACAGGAACAGCCGGUUAGGAGGCGAAUUCCAUUCGGAAAUUACUGGCAAGUCGUUGAGCGAGUGCUUGGACGAGUGUUUGCGACAAGCCAGUUUCCAGUGCCGUUCAGCCGUCUACAGCGAACGGUUCCGUAUUUGUAGGCUGAGUCGUUUCAGCCAAAGAGAUGGCCACCGGGUGAUUUACGAUGCCGAUUACGACUACUACGAGAACUUAAUGAACAAUCCGUCUUUCGGAAGACCGACAGAACCCGGACCUCUGGAACAAGGAUCGAACUUCUUGGGUCCUGGCGGUAGACCAAUGCCUUAUCCCGCCAAAGCACCAAUUAGCGGAUACGGCGGCGGUGUGUACGGUGGAGGAUCGUAUCCGGCAUACAACGGUGGCGGUGGAGGAGGCUUCGGCAGUGGCGGAGGUGGCGGGUUCGGGAACAGCGGUGGAUUUGGAGGCAUUGGCGGCAGCCAACAGCCUUUUGAUGUGCGUGGCCCUUCCGGAGGUGGAGGAGGAUCAGGAUUUUGGGCGAGUCACGGAAGUUCCGGAAGUCUUCCUCCGUAUGCCGGAUCAUCUCCCGGCAUUAUUGGAUCGUCUAUACCGCCUUCAUACACGCCUUCGUCUCUGCCACCUAUAGGUUCAUCUUUAGGCCCUUCCAUAGGACCGUCACUAGGUCCGGCUUACAGUGGUUCGUCUUUUGGACCGUCUAUUGGAUCAUCUAUAGGACCCUCUCUAGGGCCCUCUUUAGGACCACCAUAUGGAUUAUCGCCCGUGCCAGGAUAUUUUGGUGGUGGCGGCGGCGGUGGUGGCAACAGUGGUGGCAACGGUAUAGACAACAGACCGCCGUUAAGAUGUGACGAAGGAGCUGAUGGAUUUAAGCAAGUAGGAGUACGGAUGCGAAUGGCAAGAGCGUUGAUCAGGCGUACCAUAAGUGUUCCCACGCUGGCUCACUGUGAACAAGAAUGUGCUUUAGCCAGAGAUUUUAACUGUCGAUCAUUCAAUUUCAGAACCGUAAUCCCGCCGUACGGAGGCACUCAUAACUGCGAACUUAGCGACCAAGAAUCGUCGAGGUUCAUGGCGAACGAUCAUCCGGGUUCGACUUACUUUGAAAACCACGCGGACUACGAUUUUUACGAAAGAACGGCAAUGGGCAGUCGAUUAUCAAACCAAGAUUGUCUUGACGUGACUCAAGAGUGUAACGAAGACGGGAUGGAAUUUACAUUGAGAACGCCGGAAGGGUUUUUGGGCAGAAUCUACACUCACGGAUACUACGACAGGUGUUUUUACAGAGGAAACGGUGGCACCGCGAAUGUGUUGAGAAUCACUGGCGCUCAGGGAUAUCCAGAUUGUGGAACGCAAAGGUUUGGAGACAUGAUGACGAACAUCGUGGUGGUACAGUUCAGCGAUUACGUGCAGACCAAUAGAGACAAACGAUACAACCUCACUUGUUUAUUUCGAGGGCCAGGCGAGACUGUCGUCACAUCCAAUUACAUGACCGCCAACUCCGGUAGUCCCAUUCCGAUCGAAUACUUACCGGCUGAGAACUCGUUGAGUUCCCGGGUGCGUCUGAUGAUCCUGUUCCAAGGUCGCCCCACGCAAACCAUAGCCGUAGGAGAUCCGCUAACGUUCCGCAUCGAAUCUCAAGACGGCGGUGGAUACGGUAGCUUCGGUAGCAGCAGUGACAUAUUUGCCACCAACGUCAUAGCCAGAGAUCCGUACAGCGGUCGAAGCGUUCAACUAAUCGACCGCUAUGGGUGCCCAGUUGACAAUUUUGUUUUCCCUGGAUUGGACAAAGCCCGGGAUGGCGACGGAGGGUUAGAAGCUAGGUUCCAGGCGUUCAAGAUUCCCGAAUCCAACUUUUUAGUGUUCGAAGCGACGGUCCGCACGUGUCGGGAUCAACCGUGCCAGCCGGCCUAUUGUACAUCGUUACAUGCUGGCGGCAGAACGGAACCGUCUUUGGGAAGGAGACGAAGAGAUGUGAGCAAAAACGAUACGGAAGACGGCACCGAAGAAACGGAAGAGGAAAAAGUCCAUCAAGUCAUCGAGGUAUUCGAAAGUCGGUAUGACAUGCCCACGUCAGAACAACAGAACGCGGUCGAAGCGGUCGCGGUACAGAAACUAGUGUGCUUGACCAGCAGAGAAUACUACGGCAUGGUUUUCACGUUGUUCAUGUUCUUGGCGCUAUUGAUAACGGUUUGCUUGUCGGCCGGCAUCUAUUACAAACGGUAUUGGCUCUUGAUGGCCAAAGAGAGGAUGGUCAACACCAGCUGUGGCAACAGCUCGAACGACGGACACAGCACGGGACGGAGAACGGCAUUUUCGUCGGUAGGACGUGGCAGUUUUUUCUCCAGCUUAAGCGGUCGCAAACCGUUCAGGAAAGCAUUUUGGGCGUCGCAAGAAGAAGGACCGACGGGAUCAUCUACCGUGAGCCAGAUGGUCAUUGGAGGGAUAAACAAAGGGUUCGUCAAAGAUCCAAGCGAACCCAUCUACACGGACCCGUCACUGUUCGAAGAACGUUCCCGGAGCCUGCGCAGCAUCUCAACGACAACCGGCCAAAACCAAACGGUUUUCAAAAACGACCCAGCCCUGUUCUGUCACUGACACGAUCCGUUAACGCGUUAUUAUUAUUAUUAUACUAUACAUGACAAUAUGCCAAUAUGACAUUAUGAUGCCUAUAUUUUACUACCAUUCCUUCUUUUUUUUUUUAUCUAACUAGUUAUUUUAAAUUCUAGCGUUUUUGAAACCAUUUAUUUUAUAUACAUUUAUAAAUUAUAAAUAUAAAUUACAUUUUUUUUUUAUUAUUUAUUAUAAUCGCUAAUUUUUCAUUUAUUUAUACAUUUACUUUAUUUUAUCUUAUAUUACUUUAUAUUAUUAUUAUUUAUAUUGUAUAUCAUAAUUACAUUUUAUAGCCGACAAACCCGAAAACAAUUUUGUAUUUCUAUAAUGCAUUUACAUUAGGUUUUUGGCCCUGCGACACCGAAUAAAUUUACUCGUUGUACUUAAUGUUAAAUAAUUACUGUAAUAACCGAUAAUUCGGUUUUUGAAUUUUCAACAUUUGUCUAACCCAACAAUCUGUUUCAAUGGAAUAUUUUAUUUUAAGCCUAACGUUUCUAAAUCGCUAUAUUGAGUCUAUUAAAUUGAAUUAAUGUUUUUUUUAAGAAUAUUAUAAAGUACCAAAAAUGUAUCAGUUACAAAAUUCUUACUUUGUAGUUUGUUAAAAUCAUUGUAUACUACUGAAAAAGUGUCGCUACAUAAUAACAUAUAAUACACCGUUUUCCGUUAAAA
Messenger RNA from Adelges cooleyi (spruce gall adelgid), 4534 nucleotides. RefSeq lists its product as uncharacterized. The coding region runs from base 173 to 3850 and encodes 1225 amino acids. The transcript is spliced from 19 exons. Lineage: Eukaryota; Metazoa; Arthropoda; Insecta; Hemiptera; Adelgidae. The record is from RefSeq and is a predicted model, not a curated record.